UAAGGAGCAACACACAACGCGAAGAGUCUCCACACGUGACAGCGACACGGCGCUUAUAUCUGGCAAAAGGCAGCAGCGAGCAUCAGGAGCGGUCGGGAGUUCCAAGUCCCCACCGCUCAGUCUGAGCAGCGCGCAAAACGCAGACUCACUUCACCGGCUCUCGUUUUACGCUCUCAAACAAGCAACACAUGUGUUUCUGCUGGAAGCCAAGUGGACGAGCCUGAGAGAGGAAACGCAGAGGGAUGCUGCACGUUCCCCAUUCGCACUUGCACUCAGAGGUGGGAAGCUGAAAGUGGAACCGGAGCGGAAUUGUACUUAAUCUUGUGAAAGCGCACGGACACUUUUACUCAGUGAGGAUCAGCGCGCUCCAUAAAAUGAUCCCAGUCGGCGACUUGAUACGAUGUCACAUCUCGUCUUAUGUUUGACACAUCCGAUGACCAGCUAAAGAAACGUGGAGGAGGACGUUUCACAGAUUUCGAGAUUUUAACUGGAGUCCGAGCUACACACCGCCGUCCAGAUGCAGUUUCGACUCUUCUCAUUUGCCCUGAUCAUAUUGAACUGUAUGGAGUACAGCAACUGUCAGGCGCCGUCGCACCGCUGGAGGAGAAACAAAAGAGCUAUGGUGCGUACCCCAUCUGUAAAGGCUGCUCGGUGUGCUCCAGGGAUAACGGCUGUGUGAACUGCCAGCCCAAACUGUUCCUGUUUCUGCGGAGGGAGAGGAUGAGGCAGUACGGGGAGUGUCUUCACGACUGUCCGGCCGGAUACUACGGCAUGCGCAGCCCCGAACUCAACAUGUGCUCCAGGUGCAGGAUAGAGAACUGCGAGUCCUGCUUCAGUAAAGACUUCUGCACCAAGUGCAAGUCGGGUUUUUACCUACACAAAGGGCGCUGCUUUGAUAAGUGCCCCGAGGGCUUUGCCCCGCUGGAAGAUACCAUGGAGUGUGGAGAGGGCUGCGAGGUGGGUCAGUGGAGCGAAUGGGGAGCCUGCACCAGGAGAAACAAAACCUGUGGCUUUAAGUGGGGUCUGGAGACCCGAACGCGGCACAUUGUAAAGAAACCACCCAAGGACACAAUACCCUGUCCCACCAUCGCCGAGUCCAGGAUGUGCAAAAUGGCCAAGCGGCACUGCAGGAACGGUGGUUCAGGAAAGCAUCGAUCCAAAGAGCCAAAGAAGAAGAACAAGCAGAGGCUGCGGUUUCGAGCUCAGAACCAGCACAGUGACCACUUGGCCUCUAAACGCUCCAGCCAGUGAGGACUGAAACUACCCAGUGAACAAAGAACCAACGCAAAGCUGCUAGCCGCUGCUGCACCUAUAUUCUGAUUGACGACUAUCACGAACCCCGCCACCUCCCGUCCUGCUGCCCAGCCCUAUCCCACCUUCGCCCUGCCAACCAGGACUCAUAAAUCUGCCAGUCCAACAAUAUACAGCAUAUAAUGUGUGAUAUAAGUACAACACUAAACCACAACCACACCAAACACAUGCUUUCAUGCCUCUGCCUCCUGCUAAUUCUCCCCGAGCUGCAGUGACCAGCCAGGUGACUCUGUUCUCCCAGCCUUGUUACCUUGUGGAUCUUUACAGUUGACAUUACUGAACUCAUUUCAUCGUCAUUAACAAUGUCAUUCAACGUCUGGGGUGACGGAAGACGGAGGAGCCACCAGAGGUACCGCGGAGGAGCCAGGAAGGGGACGGUGAGGUUGUGAGGGAGUUGGCGACAUAAACUGUUCGGGAGAGAUUUAAAAAUACGCUCGAGGAAGCAAAACGAUGCUGAUGGACAAGAAAAUGGCAUCUUGACCUGAGAGAGAGACUAUUUUUUUGUUCCCUAUAUUUAUGUCAAAGCUAUCCUUACCUUCCUUAUUCAUGGAGACAAGUGUUCCCAUUGUGGCCUUUAUGUUAUGUACAUUUUUGAGAGUAAUAUUAAAAGAAAUUACCAUGCAUAGUUGCAAAGUAUUUUAUUCUCAGCACAAACUGUUUACGUUCAGACCGCUUUAUGCUCUAACUGUAUAGUGUGGUUAAAAAACUAAAAAAGAAGAAGAAGAAAAGAAUAAAUUUAGUUGUUCAACUAGCAUGGCAACAGACUCGUGUACAUAGUUGAUCUAAUAUUGAAAGCUUAUUACUGUAUUUUCAGUAUUGACUCGUUCAUCGUUCUAAAUGUUUUAGAGAAAAAAAGGUUGUAAUACAAGCUACAGAUUAAAAUGAUUAAAAACAAAUAAUAAACAUAGCCACCAUAUAGCUAUUUCAUUUAUAUGGUAUAUAUUUGAUUUAUUUAUUAAUUCUGUUUUGUACUUUUUUUUUGGUUCCGUGAGAAUUUUUUGCCUCAUACUGUUACUCUUAUAUGCUGAAAUAUUCUUUGCGUUCCUUAUAACAGUGCAUAUCUUUAACAAGUGGAAACGCUUUCUCGUCUGUCACGCAGGUGUUGUAUUCCUUUCAUUUGACCUCAUCUACUGAUUUUGAUGUUUUAAAGAAGAAAAAAAAACAGACUAAUAAAACUAUGCUUUGACAUAUUCUAGGUUUAUUGAUUAGGAUCCAGCAAAUGUAUGGUCAUAGGACUGCAUAUGUGUACAUUGUGUUUUAUUAAAAAACAUUUCAUGUGACUGUAUGAUGAAGCCUUUCAUUAUUGUCUGUGGCUAUAAUAUAUGUGGCUAAAC
Neolamprologus brichardi is the source of this 2645-nucleotide messenger RNA. The record is from RefSeq and is a predicted model, not a curated record. NCBI's taxonomy places the organism in Eukaryota, Metazoa, Chordata, Actinopteri, Cichliformes, Cichlidae.